AUGACUUCGAAGUCUAAGCCCGCCAUGAAUCCCACAGUGGAGGAUGAAGCCAACGAUACCAACCCCAAUCCAAAAGAUACUCCAACUCCCAAUGCAAAUGAGACGGUCGCUUGGUCGGAGAUCUUCUCCCGCCAUGAAGCUGUCCUCUGCUCUCAUCUCGAGAUGCUCAGCAUGGUGAAGGAGCAGAUUGCUCCAGAUCUCAAUGGCCUUCAGACGGUCUCGUCAAUGGUGAACAAAACAGUACUGGCGAUGAACCAGCUGAAAGUCGCUAGAAAGCAUAUGAUGAGCAAAAACGCCACGCCUUCAAUAUCUGCCUCCUCCAACACCACACAGUCCACUGACACAGAGGCCAAUACUCACAAGAAGAGACGAAGAGUUUCACGAGACAAGGACACAGCCCAUCCUGAGCCCACGGACGAAAUGCGCGCCCCCAAACGAUACCGCGAUUCUUCCUCCCAGCCAACACCCGAGCAAGAAGAAGAGUAUACGUCGAUUUCGCUUGGAACAGAGGAUAUCUCAGCAGAAGUCCAGCGACGGCUGAAAAUCAAGGAGGAGCAACGCCUGAAGAGAGAAAACCCCAAAGCAGAUAAGCGCAAGCGCGAAAGUCUCGUGUCGAAUGAGGGUGAAUCGUCUGUUGGAUCGAGGCCUCGGAAGAAACGACUUAUGAUUGCGCAUGGGCACAAGAGACAUGGUGAUUUGAUGGAUAAUGACAUGGAUUCUGCAAAGAAGAAGCGACGCAGAUCGCCUUGA
Molecule: messenger RNA, 750 nt
Organism: Penicillium vulpinum
Lineage: Eukaryota; Fungi; Ascomycota; Eurotiomycetes; Eurotiales; Aspergillaceae
Exons: 4
Coding region: 1-750 (249 amino acids)
Source: RefSeq, a predicted model, not a curated record